This is a messenger RNA of Prorocentrum cordatum, 824 nucleotides long. NCBI's taxonomy places the organism in Eukaryota, Dinophyceae, Prorocentrales, Prorocentraceae. The record is from the annotation of a GenBank genome assembly.
GCAUCAACUACGAGGCGGCUGUGCAACAGCUCAAAGUUGCCAAACAGUCGAUGCUCAAAGCCAAGCCGCUCGAUCAGCAGGCGCAGUCGUUGCGCGAUCAGAUCGAGCGGGCCAAGGAGAAUAUCAACAAGGCGGAGUUGGAGGCGACCGAGAAGCUCGAGGAGAUAUCCAAGCUCGCGGACGAGUGGUCGGACCUGCAGGCCGCCAUCACCACGGCGCGCGAGGAGGUGGCGCAGCUGGAGGCGCAGCAUGCGAUCACUGUGCGCUCGGACUCGAUGGCAGCAGCUACGCCCAAGCCGAACACGACCAGUCCGUUCCCGUCGCUCAACCAGUUCAUGCAAACAUUGCAGCAAGGGCCAGUCACGGGAGUGCCAGUGCACAUCCAGCAGCAGGUCCAUGCGCUGGAGGAGAGCAUCAAGCAGGCAGCGCAGCAUCCUGAGGGCGCAGCCGCCGUGGACGUCGCCAGCCAGCUUCCGCCGCAGCCUGCCAUGCUGGCAGGCGGCCCGCCAGGGCCCGCUGCUGGCGCGCAGCCAGCGGCGGCCGUGGCGGAGGCGCCUGGGGGGCCCGACAGCUUCCCCAAGGUUGGCGAGCGCGAGAACGACGGCAUGGGCGCCACCGAGUCGACGAAGCAGAAGGCCCGCGGCACCAUCGCGGUGGAGUCCACCGACCAGGAGACCAAGAAGGCCCGAGCGGCGCUCACCAAGGCGACCGAGGCGGCGAAGGCCGCUGGGAAAAGGUUAGACUCCGCGGAGACAAGUUGGCACGUGCCGUUCAAUGGCGUGAAGGCCGCGGCUGGCAUGCAGUCAUUUCACUUUGCGAUGUCG